Molecule: messenger RNA, 1194 nt
Organism: Penicillium riverlandense
Lineage: Eukaryota; Fungi; Ascomycota; Eurotiomycetes; Eurotiales; Aspergillaceae
Product: tetratricopeptide repeat protein
Exons: 6
Coding region: 1-1194 (397 amino acids)
Molecular function (GO): protein binding
Source: RefSeq, a predicted model, not a curated record
AUGCCCUCCCUCAAAGACAUCCUCCACAAACGCGACGAGCUGAGCACUAGCAGCAAACCCCAAGAACCACCGCCUUUUCCAACAACGCCUCCAACCCCCGAAUUCAAAUUCAUCCGCUCCGACACCAUCUCCCAAGAAAUCCUCACCCCGCCGGAAGGCGCAUCCACCUCCACACCUGACCACCCGCUUGACUCGCCCGAAGGCGCAUCCGCAUCCUCUUCCGCCUCCCCACGCCGGAGCUUGAGCUUCAGGCUCUUCCACCGCACAUCACGCUCCCCAUCCGUCUCCUCAGGCAUAGACUCCGUGUCCGGACCGUCGCCUCCGCGGUCCUUACGAGGCGAGAACCGCCUCUCGAGCCUCUUUCUCAACCAGCGCAGCAACAGCACCUCGCGCAGUGCGAGUCGUGCCUCGGUCAAUCUUCCCUCGGAUCUACCGCAGAUUGUUGAUGAGGAGGAUGGUGACAAGCAGGAUCGUGAGAGCCAGUGGGAGAAGAGGGCGACCAUGCUCGUGCAGCAAAAUCCGAAUUUCCUGUCCUCCGGAUUGUCGUCCCCUUCGCCGGAUGAAGCUCAUGGCGGCGGCGGGGAUUAUUUGCAGGUUGAGGGGCUGAAGGCGCGCGUGCGGAGUUCGAGUGUAACGACUCCGACUCGGCAGGAAGAUGUCAAUAUCCAAGAAGCUAUUCGACUACACGAAUCCGGAGACCUAGAACGAUCAACCGCAAUGUUCGGCAACCUCGCCGACCCAGAUGGCGCCAACAACGCCCUCAGCCAAGUACUCUACGGUCUAGCCCUACGCCACGGAUGGGGCUGCACCCCAAACCCAGCCCUAGCAAUAACAUACCUCCGCUCGGCAGCAUCCAACAGCGCAGCAAUCGAAUCCGAAGCCCUGCGCGCUGGGAUAAAAAAAGGCGGUGCCGCAAAGGGCGAGCUGGUCCUCGCUAUCUUUGAACUGGCGAACUGUUUCCGCAAUGGCUGGGGCGUCGAGAAGGAUCCUGCUGCGGCACGGCAGUAUUAUGAGACAGCGGCGAAUUUGGGGGAUACUGAUGCCAUGAAUGAGGCGGCGUUUUGUUUUCUGGAGGGGAUUGGGGGGAAGAAGGAUAAGGUGAGACUCGCGCUUCUCUUGCUAUUGGCGGAGGUGAAUGGGUGUCCUACGCUUGGAAACUCAUGGAUCUGGAAGGACAAGUAUAAUCCCAAAUAA